Trichoderma reesei QM6a is the source of this 1321-nucleotide messenger RNA. RefSeq lists its product as uncharacterized. Bases 20 to 1294 code for a protein of 424 amino acids. Gene Ontology annotation, biological process: nucleocytoplasmic transport; activation of GTPase activity. Gene Ontology annotation, cellular component: nucleus; perinuclear region of cytoplasm; cytosol. The transcript is spliced from 2 exons. Gene Ontology annotation, molecular function: GTPase activator activity; small GTPase binding. The record is from RefSeq and is a predicted model, not a curated record. NCBI's taxonomy places the organism in Eukaryota, Fungi, Ascomycota, Sordariomycetes, Hypocreales, Hypocreaceae.
CUUCUUUCCCGCCUGCAAAAUGGCCGAUUCCAAGGUCUUCUCCCUCGAGGGCAAGGGGCUCAAGCUCGACACCGCCCAGGACAUCGAGCCUCACAUUGCCCCGCUGAUCGCGAUGGACGACGUCGAGGAGGUUCGCUUCCUGGGCAACACGCUGGGCGUUGGCGCCUGCGAGCGCCUUGGUGAAGUGCUGGCCACCAAGAAGACUCUCAAGUCCGCAAACUUCGCCGACCUCUUCACCGGCCGAUUGCUCAACGAGAUCCCUGCCGGCAUCUCCCACAUCCUCACCUCUGUCCUGAACCACCCCAAGCUCACCACCAUCAACCUCAACGACAACGCCUUCGGCCUCAACACCCAGGCCCCGCUCGUGGCCUUCCUGUCCUCCCACGUGCCCCUGCAGCACCUCUACCUCAACAACAACGGUCUCGGCCCUCACGCUGGCAUCCUGGUCGCCGAUGCGCUCUCAGAACUCCACGCCAAGAAGGAGGCCGCGCGCAAGGAGGGCAAGGAGGUGCCCGACCUCGAGACUGUCAUCUGCGGCCGGAAUCGACUCGAGAACGGCAGCAUGGCCGCCUGGGCCAGGGCCUACAGCCUCCACAAGAACAUCAAGGAGAUCAAGAUGGUGCAGAACGGCAUCCGACAGGAGGGCAUCUCCCGCCUGCUCAGCGAGGGUCUCAACCACGCCAGCCAGCUCCGCAUCCUCGACCUGCAGGACAACACCUUCACCAUCAUGGGCGCUAGAGCCCUCGCCAAGGUCGUGCCCACGUGGGCGGAACUGCAGGAACUCGGCGUCGGCGACUCUCUGCUGAGCGCAAAGGGCAGCUUGCUGCUGGCCGCGGCGCUGGCCCUCGAGAAGAACAAGAAGCUGGAGACGCUGCGCCUGCAGUACAACGACAUCAAGUCCGAGGGCGUCCGAGCCCUUGCCAACGCCGCCAAAGUCGCCCUGCCCGCGCUGAAGCGCAUCGAGCUCAACGGCAACAAGUUCACCGAGGACGACGACGCCAUCCUCAAGCUGCAGGAGCUCCUCGAGGAGCGAAAGGAGCAGUUUGCCGGCGACAUCAUCAUCGAGGACGAGUGGGGCGUCGACAGCCUCAGCGACCUCGAGGAGGAAGAGAGCGAGGAGGAGGAGGAGGAGAGCGAGGAAGAAGAGGAGGAGAAGGAGAAGGAGGAGGAAGUCGAGGAAAAGGCCGACAAGCUCAUCAAGGAUGCCGAGGUGGCUCAGGAGGAGCCCGUUCCCCAGCGUAAGGAUGCGGAAGUGGACGACCUGGCCAAGAAGUUGGAAAGCACUCAGCUCUGAUUGCCAGGCGAAUACUCCCUUCUUCUU